AGUUCUAACACUUGUUGACGUGGAGAGCAUUCAUUGGAACGUUGGCGUGGAGGAGCGCAGCAGCUUGAACCUUGAACCGCUUUAAGCCUGAAACAUGGGGUCAAAGCCAAGUUCGUGAACUCGGACAUGAGUUGACUCUCGGGCUCGCGCCAGAUCCUCUGAUCCCUCUUCCCCUCUCUCUUCAAUCAUAUCUUCAAGCCAAGGUCCGGUUUCAAAGGAUUCUCUAAGAUUCUCGGGAAACAAACUGUAGGGUUUUACUUUAUUUUGCCUGUCUGUGGCCGAUUUUUGUUGGGAGUGUGAGAUCAGAUGGCGGAUGGGACAUCGCACUCGCGGUAUGUGAAGCUGACCAAGGAUCAGGUGCCUCUGGAGGAUAUUAAGCCUGGAGAGCUUAAUCAGCCAAUCGAGGUUCCCCAGUUGUCUGUUCACAAGUGCAAUGAAUGUGGUCAACCUCUACCUGAAAGCUUUCAGCCUCCUGCAGAUGAACCUUGGACAACGGGGAUUUUUGGCUGUUCUGAAGACAAAGAAAGUUGCUGGACCGGACUAUUCUGUCCAUGUGUUUUGUUUGGGCGUAAUGUUGAAAGCUUGAGAGAAGAUAUGCCUUGGACGCAACCAUGCAUGUGUCAUGCCGUUUGUGUUGAAGGUGGCAUUGCUCUGGCAGCUGCAACUGCAGUUUUCCGUUGUAUUAACCCAUCAUAUCUCGUUUGUGAGGGUUUAUUGUUUGCCUGGUGGAUGUGUGGGAUAUACACAGGUCUUGUUCGGCAAUCCUUGCAGAAGAAAUAUCAUUUGAAGAACUCGCCGUGUGACCCGUGCUUGGUGCACUGCUGCUUGCACUGGUGUGCCUUGUGUCAGGAGCACAGGGAGAUGAAAGGACGCCUCUCAGAUAAUGUUGUAAUGCCCAUGACCAUCGUCAACCCUCCCCCUGUCCAAGAGAUGAAGCCCACCGAAGAAAAUCAGGACUCUGCUCCAAUCUCGGGGAAGAACGAGCACACCAAUUUGGAAAUGCAGGCUCUGUAGGUUCCACCAUGUUGGUAUGACUAAAUGAAUAUAUGAUAUCUCAAUAGAGAUUUCGUUUAUGAGUGCAGAGUGCCUCGUGCUUUUAGAAGAUUAGGGUCACAUGUAAAAGGAUAUUAUAGUGAUUUUUUAAACCAUGGGACAAAUUUUGUGAAA
Juglans microcarpa x Juglans regia is the source of this 1167-nucleotide messenger RNA. RefSeq names its product cell number regulator 6-like. Bases 307 to 1014 code for a protein of 235 amino acids. NCBI's taxonomy places the organism in Eukaryota, Viridiplantae, Streptophyta, Magnoliopsida, Fagales, Juglandaceae. The transcript is spliced from 5 exons. The record is from RefSeq and is a predicted model, not a curated record.